AUGCUCCAUCGCAGCACGUCGUCGCGACGCCGACGAGCGUCCCGGAGUGCGGCGUCCUCGCCGCAAACCAGGGGUACCCGAUCGGCAGCCACAAGCCCGGGACGGCGCGCCAGCAUCGCCGUGUCGCCUGUAGACACGGAGAGGGCCACCAGAAAUACCCUAAUGCCGGACAUCAGCAGAAGCCCGAGGCAUUCGAUAAUUCCAGACUUCGACAGAAGCCCCAGGUCUAGCCUUGUUCCGGACUUCGACAGAAGUCCAAGGAACAGCUUAGUCCCGGAUUCCCAGAGAAGUCCGAGGCACAGUUUAGUUCCAAACGAGACUUACUCUAGAAGUCCACGGAAUAGCCUGGUGCCUGACUCGGCGCUAAGUCCAAGAAACAGUCUGGUUCCCGACCAGUACAACAGGAGCCCUAGGAACAGUUUGGUACCUGAAUCGAACAAGACACCAAGACACAGUCUGACGCCAGAUAACGGGGGUUAUGGGAUCAGGUUGAAUAUUGUCACAGAUUAUAAUAGGAGUGCGAGGAAUAGUUUGGUUCCUGAUUGUAACAGGACACCGAGACAGAGCCUGACGCCCUCUGAGUCAACAACUUGGGUUCAAGAAGAAGUUUCAUGUUGCAAUCGGAGUCCUCGUCAUAGUAUCGGCCCAGAGAGCAACCGUAGUCCGAGAGGCAGCAUCGCCCCUGAGAGCCUUAGCGUGCGCACGUCCCCUAGGGGCAGCAUCGCUGGGGAAUACGUGGCAGACAGGAGCCCCAGGGGUAGCAUUGGACCAGAGAACGGCGAAAACAGGAGUCCACGGGGCAGCAUCGCCAGGAGCACCCUGACGGCGGAUGAAUCCGAAAAGAGGAGUCCAAGGGGUAGUUUGACGCUAACGUUUCAGGAGCCCCCCAUCAGCGAGAGGAGAGCUAGUGCUGACAAUCCAGGUAACGGUGUUUUAUUUGCAGGAAUCCGGGGCAGGAGCACGUCGCCCUACCGAUCCGCCUCCAGGGGCACCGUGAACAUGGGCUUCAGCGGCAACUCCGGAUUUUCGGAGAGCGGGUCUCGUCGGGCCAGCAGCUCCGUCAGCCAGGUGUCCGGCGACGAGCAGCGCCGCCUUUGCGCCGACCAAAAGUACGGGGCCGUCGACACCCAGAGGAUGGGCCUAGGCCUGUCCCUGACCACCUACGGCAGCGUGGCGUACCAGCUCAAGGACGCCAACCUGGAGGCAACAGGAACCUGCGACUUUGUCUGCAAGGCUCUCAGCAUCGUUAAUAAGACUGUUGUAGUUACAAUCGUGUUGGUGUGCUUGUCCGUUCUACCUCUCAUAAUGCUUAUCAUGGGAUUCCAAUUCCUGCGAGAUUGCCCCCGAGAGCCCUACAUCCCCAUCUACAUGGUCGUAGGCGGCGGCGUAGGCUGCAUCAAGAUGGGCCUCACUCUCUACUCCCAACUGCACACACGUCGGCUGGACGUGGGAGCGAUGAACACCACCUCCGCCGUCUCCAAAGUGGCGUCUGUGGCUCUCACGAUGUUCCUCAUCAUCUGGUUCUCCCUGGGCAACUACUGGAUACUAAGGAUCAAGUGGCCGGACUACGCGCCGAAAACCCUAUUCGAACCCAAUCGAUGGUGCGAUCGCACCCUCUACGUAUUCUCCGUGGUGCACCUGUGCAUCAUCUACUUCCUGCUGGGGAUCGUGGUGGUCCUGAUGGUAGUCCUGGCCGGCUGCCAGUUCUUUGGUUGCUCGUGGCUAGGUCCAGCUUCGUACAAAUAGCAAAACUCGCCGGAUUUCUUCGAGCUGUGGGAUGUUCCGAGGACCUAUCAUUAGACUCUCUUGCUCAAUGUAGAAAAUGUGUGGGUGCUUUAAAAUUAGGGAAUCCUUAGGUCUAUCGGUGGUUGUAUUGCUUCCAUUAACGUUAC
Anoplophora glabripennis (Asian longhorned beetle) is the source of this 1892-nucleotide messenger RNA. RefSeq lists its product as uncharacterized. The transcript has 7 exons. The coding region runs from base 1 to 1746 and encodes 581 amino acids. NCBI's taxonomy places the organism in Eukaryota, Metazoa, Arthropoda, Insecta, Coleoptera, Cerambycidae. The record is from RefSeq and is a predicted model, not a curated record.